Molecule: messenger RNA, 966 nt
Organism: Ostrinia nubilalis (European corn borer)
Lineage: Eukaryota; Metazoa; Arthropoda; Insecta; Lepidoptera; Crambidae
Gene: Rab8
Product: ras-related protein Rab-8A
Exons: 5
Coding region: 66-698 (210 amino acids)
Biological process (GO): protein localization to plasma membrane; regulation of exocytosis; protein secretion
Cellular component (GO): trans-Golgi network transport vesicle; synaptic vesicle; endosome
Molecular function (GO): GTPase activity; GTP binding
Source: RefSeq, a predicted model, not a curated record
UAGUGAUUACUCAAAAAAUGCCAAAUGAAUGGCCCAUGUAUCCUGUAAUCUGAUUGUGGUAGAAAAUGGCAAAAACUUACGAUUAUUUAUUUAAAUUACUCUUGAUAGGUGAUUCCGGAGUGGGUAAAACGUCUAUACUAUUUAGAUUUUCAGAAGAUGCUUUCAAUAUAUCAUUUAUAUCUACCAUUGGGAUCGACUUCAAAAUUCGGACAAUAGACCUUGAUGGUAAAAAAGUAAAAUUACAAAUAUGGGAUACAGCAGGACAGGAGCGGUUCCGUACAAUAACAACAGCGUACUAUCGAGGUUCAAUGGGGAUUAUGCUGGUUUAUGAUGUUACAAAUGAGAAAAGUUUUGAAAAUAUUAAAAAUUGGAUAAGAAACAUUGAGGAGAAUGCAAGCGCCGAUGUGGAAAAGAUGAUACUUGGAAAUAAGUGUGAUUUAGAUUCUAAAAGACAGGUCUCAAAAGAACGAGGAGAACAAUUAGCUAUAGAGUAUCAGAUUAAGUUUGUAGAGACGUCAGCUAAAGACUCAUUAAAUGUUGAGUAUGCAUUCUUCACGCUAGCAAGGGAUAUCAAGGCCAAGAUGGAGAAAAAACAGGAAGCAAGCAACCCGGCGCCGCGCACCGGGGCGCACCAGCUGCGUGCCAACGAGCAGCAGCGGAAGCCGACGUCGUGGCUGGCGCGCUGCUCGCUGCUCUGACGGCGCCCCGCCCGCGCGUCCCUCGCACCACGCCACAACACCCUACUCUAAAGUGGACCGUAAACGUACCCACCUCUACUAUAUUUUUCGACCUACAACUUUUUGACUGGUGCAUCGACUCCUGAAGGGGAUGAGACUUGCUUUUGUAUUUUUAUAUCCGCGAUUAUACCUACUUUGUCUCUUAGUUAAUGAUCGAACAGUAUUGUGUCGUAAAUUACAUGUACAUUAUUUUAACAUCUGAAGUGACGAUUCAUAUUUUUAGGGCGAA